CUCUAAAAAACAAAAAAAAAAAAAACCCGAAAACAAUUUUAAAAAAUUACUCUAUGUGAUUUAGAUAUCCCCUGAAAUCUUGGAGCCUAGCCUCAAGGUCUCAGAGUCCUCACUGAAUUUUUUCCCAUCUCGUUUAUUGUAUAUUCUCACUCCUCCGUCGAUUAUAUUUCCUAGAUGCCUACCCUGAAUGCCGGCAGAAUCACGUUGAAGUGGUAACGGGUCUCAGCUCCCAGAGAGCUCCAUUGUAAGAGGAGACUAAAAACUAGCACUUACUGAGUGCUUCUCGGGUGCCAGUUACCGUGCUUUUCCUGUAUUGUCUGUAUUCCUGUAGUCUUUGUGGCAACCCGGCGAGGCAGGUGUUCGUAGCUCACCUUGUGGAUGAGGAGCCUGGAGCACAGAGAUGGAAUGACUUGCUCAAAGCCAUAGAGCUGAUGAGAGUUUGAAUUGGGGAGAAUCUCCUCUUUGGCCGAGUGGGAGCACAUCUCCGAGCUGCUGACUGACAGACGUGAUGUUUUCCCGGUUGCUGUCGGUGGCCCGGAGACAAAGGACCGGCCGAGGAUGGCAGAACUGGUCGUCGGGGAGAAGCGGUGCGCCAGCUGCCGAGGCGCAUUCUGUCGCCCUGCCUGCCCAGGCACAGGUGGUCAUCUGUGGCGGUGGAAUCAUGGGCACAUCCGUGGCCUAUCACCUCUCCAAGAUGGGCUGGAAGGAUAUUGUCCUUUUGGAGCAGGGCAGGCUGGCCGCUGGCUCUACGAGGUUCUGUGCCGGCAUCCUGAGCACCGCCAGGCACUUGACCAUCGAGCAGAAGAUGGCAGACUAUUCCAACAAACUCUACCAGCAGUUAGAGCAAGAAACAGGGAUCCAAACAGAGCCCCUGCUGAGUUCCCUCCUGCGUCGGAUGCCAGACCUGGAGACUCUGGAGAUCGUGAAGUUGGUCAACUGCCCCGAGACCUUCACCCCAGACAUGAGGUGCAUCAUGGGCGAGUCUCCUGCAGUGCAGGGCUACUAUGUCCUAGUGGGAGUGAACUCUGCUGGCCUGUGGCUUGGAGGAUGGGCUUGAAGGUUGUCAGAGGAUGGUGAAGACUCAGAUGCCAGCACAUGCGUUCAUCAGGCAGAGGAUAAGAAGAGCCAGAAAUCAAGGUGGUGGGUUCUCCCUUCAGUGAAGCAAAACCACUUUUAGAAAACGGUCAUUCCUGCCACUUCCAUGGUGGGGAGGCGGGGUUAACAUUUCAAAUGCAUUCAGAGGCAGGGUAAGGGAGAAAGGUGGAGUUACUUUCCACUUGUAGAACGGAAAGAGGUAAAACUGUUGGUGUGUUUAAGAAGGUAGAAUCCAGGGACAGCACGUCUCCUGGUGAGAGUCCAAGUAGCUGGACUCUCCUCCUGCAGAAACGGGGUAACUGAGGUUACUCACUGAGCUUAACGGUCUCUGGGCCCCUGUUCUGAACAGCAUCUCUUGUAUUUGGGGGUACAGGGCCCCCCAGCCAGGCACAGGACAGGAGAUAGGCUAUCCAAGCAGGUAGAUCUUGUCCCUUUUUGCUCUGUGUUCGUCUGAGGCUGGCACACUUUCUGUUUCCAGAUAAAACAAGAUUGUCCAGUUGAAUAUGUGGACAAGACAGAAGAACACAGAGCCCCUCCCUCAAGAGACCAUAAGAAGUGAUGAAGGAUCAUUUCACAGAGAAAAAAGUACCAGCCAUCUGAAACCCAAGUCCUACCACGCAUUCACAAAGCAUCCAGAUCCUUUGAAUCUCUAGGGACAGAGGAGCAGACACACAAGGCAAACCCGUGAUGGGAACGACAGACUGCAGGAUGUUCUGUCAGGUAUGCUGAAGUCAGGAACGAGUCACCCACUUCAGGGUUAGGACCAAAGAGAGACAAGUGCCAGAUUCACAUUGUUAACCAAGAAAGAUUUCCAGGGUGAAUUUUAAAGUGCCAAAAGCUGAGUGUGUGUGUCAGGGCACUCAAUAAAUACAUCUUGCCCGAGUCU
This is a messenger RNA of Leopardus geoffroyi (Geoffroy's cat), 1981 nucleotides long. Its product is annotated as pyruvate dehydrogenase phosphatase regulatory subunit, mitochondrial-like. NCBI's taxonomy places the organism in Eukaryota, Metazoa, Chordata, Mammalia, Carnivora, Felidae. The transcript is spliced from 5 exons. Gene Ontology annotation, cellular component: cytoplasm; mitochondrial matrix; mitochondrion. The record is from RefSeq and is a predicted model, not a curated record. Gene Ontology annotation, molecular function: oxidoreductase activity. The coding region runs from base 509 to 1057 and encodes 182 amino acids.